UGUUGUUGUUGUUGUGUCCCGUCCAGUCGCCUCCGACCCACGCAACGUGUGUGCUGGACCUGCCCUAGAUGUGGAAGUACUGCAGCUCCCAGCAUCCCUUUCCCUGCUGGAGAGACCAGCCAAGGCAGCGGGGAGUUGCAGUCUGAAUCUAAUGCAUCUGGAAGAGAGCCACUUGGAGGAGGGCUUCCACGCAAGCUGCCCACUUCUUGCCUCAUCUCUUCCGUGGCUUUCUCACCCCGGGACUGGCCUGGAAAAGGGACUACGGAGAAGACACAGCAUUUCACUGAGCAAGUUGGUGACUCCCAGAGCCGGUGAAGCCAACGGCCAGGCUGUCUAAACGGAGAACAGAAAAUUCUUCUUCCAACAUGGACUGUUUUUCAACAGUUUGUCUUCUGUCAUCUUUGCACUGAAGCAGCAUCAGACUAUUGGUUUCCUUUCCUCUAACUGGAAGCUCUGAGAAAAAACUUCAAGCGAAAAUGCCUGAUGAAAGAAGGACAACCCCUCCUGUCUCCAAAGUUCAGGACCGAGGUUGGGCAUGGGUGGUCUUGGCGGCCACAGUGCUGGUUCAAGCCUUGACUCUGGGCUUCCCUUCCUGCAUUGGAGUCUUCUUCAAGAACCUGCAGUAUGACUUCCAAGCCAGCAACAGUGAAACGUCAUGGUUUCCCUCCAUCAUGACAGCUGUGUUACACGCAGGUGGGCCCCUUUGCAGUAUUUUGGUGGAACGAUUUGGCUGCAGGGUCACUGUCAUGCUGGGAGGCCUUCUCAGUGGCGUGGGCAUGGUUGCCAGUGCUUUCUCCAGGUCUAUUAGUCAGCUGUACAUAACAGCUGGAUUCAUCACCGGCUUGGGAUCAUGUUUCAGCUUCCAGGCAGGGGUCACUGUGCUUGGCUACUACUUCAUACGCCGUCGCGCCCUUGCCAAUGCGCUGGCCUCCACGGGUGUCUCCAUGGGCUUGACACUGUGGCCGCUGAUCUCCCAGUUCCUGCUUGAUGAGAUGGGCUGGAGAAACACAUUCCUCAUCUUCGGGGGAGUGCUGUUGAACUGCUGUGUAUGUGGGGCUGUGAUGAGGCCAGUCCCAGUGAACCCCCCAGCCCCCACACCAAAGCCCUGCCCUGGAAAGUUGCUAGAGGAGACACAUUUAUCCAAUGGCAAUACCUCAUGUCAUGAGGAGCCACUGCGUCCAUCCAAAUGUGCUGCUUGCCUUCAGACCCUGCAGAAGUACCUGGCUUUUGAUAUCUUCUGCAAGAACAAAGGCUACCAAAUCUACACCAUUGGCGUGUCCUGGAUGGUGAUGGGUUUUGUGCUGCCCCUCAUCUACCUGGUGCCCUAUGCCAUCCUGAAUGGAGUGGAGGAGCGCAAGGCAGCACUGCUUGUCUCCAUCAUUGGCUUAAUCAACAUCUUCAUGCGGCCCAUGGCUGGCCUGCUCUCAGGCCUCAGUCUCUUCAAUGGCCGGCGGAUCUACCUCUUUAGCAUGGCUGUCAUGUUCAAUGGUUUGAGCAACCUUAUUUGUGCCAUCUCAGCUGAGUACAAUAUUCUCGUUUUUUACUGCCUGGUCUAUAGUGUGUCCAUGAGUGUCAUAGGCGCACUUAUUUUCCAGGUAUUAAUGGAUGUGGUGGAAAUGGACCGGUUCUCCAGUGCCUUGGGGCUCUUCACCAUCUUGGAAAGUGUCACCAUUCUCAUUGGACCUCCUCUUGCAGGUCUUCUGGUGGAUCUAUUAGGUCACUAUCGCUAUGUCUUUUAUGCUUCCUGCUUCUUUAUGGUCACAGCGGCUCUCUUCAUGGGUCUUAGCUUCUGCACCAUGGAAGCAAAAGCCAAACUGAAAGAAACUAAUAAACCACCACUUGAGAACCCACCCAGGGGCAAGUACACAGAGGUGCCAGCUGAACUGGAGCCUGAGAAAAAUGGCUCUCCAGAUGUCUCCUAUGUCACAAGCAUCUGAAUCCAAAGGAGCUGGAGAAGCAUUGCAUUCCUCACAAUUGCAAGAGAUCUGGAGGCAGAAGGGAAAAACAAGUGCCUCAUCCUUUCCUAUUCCCUCUGGUACUCACCAGUUUCCUGCUGCAGCCUUCUACUCAACCAUGUUGGGCUCAGGUUUCUAGAUGAGGAAUCUAGAUCGGACAAUAUGAGUUCAAAGCCCUCCAGAAAUCCAGAGAGCACUUUAAACAAAAUAUUCAUGAUGCACGGGGUCAAACAAGGACAUUGGCUGGUAAUGAGGUAAUAUCUAUUUUACUUGAAGCACAGCCAUUUUUAUGAUCAUGAGGUUUCCAUUUCAUUUUCCAGUACAUAUAAAUGAAAAGACUUCUUCACGCUUCAGGUUAUGAAUUACAAUCAUUUCCUGAUAAAAAGGCCACUCCAGCAAGGGACUUCCAAAAUGUUUCUGGACAGGCCCAUUUGCCAGAACUGAACUCAAGAAGUCCACCGGAUGACCCUCUUCAAGCUCAAGAGAUGAGCUCUGUCUUCCUUAUGGGGCCUUAGUGCUAGGCUCCUUGAAUGUUGCACAGAAUUUUUCAUUCCUGCUGUAUAAUCUGAGGCCAGUUACUAUAUGAAUAUAUAUCACUUCUCUUGCUUAUAGUAGUCACAGCAGGGGUAAGUGGGGUAGCAAAUGAUAUUAAAUGAAGUGAGUCAUAUCUGCUUUUUAAGGGUAUUUUGAGUAGCAACAAAAUGAAAAGUUAGCAGCACUUCACCAUAAAAACUGCUUAGCUUCAAAGUGCCAGUAAUUCUAGCCAGUAGUGUCUUAAAUCCUUUGUUCUUAUUUGAAAUUCAUUAAUAGUGAAAAAAGGGGUCACAGCCAAUCAAAAAGAGCAGAAGCGGCCAUAGUGUUUUGCCAGCAUUAGAUCAUAACAGUCAUACAAAUGCCCACACAGGGACAUCAUCUUAUUCUCCUUGAGACAUCACCUUUAUUGUAGAUAUGUGUAAUCUCUGUAAAGCUAAUGUAGAAGAAAUAUAUAAACUAAAAGUAAUACAUUACAUGUGGGUAAACUGACACCUCUAUGCGCAUACAUUAGUGUAAAGAAACACUAAAGAUGACCAGUGCCAUCCUUUUUGGCAUAUUUAAAUCAAAAGGUCAGACUCAAAAGUGUUUUUGUUCUGGAGUGAUGUUCCUUUCUUAGAUCACAUGCAAAAACUGAUAUUAGGGAACUGGUGCUUUCUCUGCUAUUUGUUUUCCUAAAGUGAUUGCUUCAUGAUAAAAUUAGCCCUGGAAAUGACCCAGGAAGCCGAGUUGCCUGGAAAAAUUUGUAGCUCAUUUUGCCAGAUCCCCUGAAUUUGAUCCUCCGGGCCUAGCCUUGUAAAAGCAGUCAUGUUUGAACUGGAAAACAAUUCAGAUUUUGCUUGUUUUUUCUUCACAGUUCCAGGCCCAUGUCUCACAUUCUGUUCUUCCUGUUCUGAUAUCUCACUAAACACUGACUUUCAACUUUUCAAACAGGUCUGGUGGGAAGGAAACAUUGUCUACAAACUCUAACCUAUUCAGAGUGUUUUGGAAGGUCAUUGGAUAUAGAAACAGAUAAGAACAGGGUUCCUCGAAGUUUUUAAGCAGAGGGCUGGUCCACAAUCCUUCAGAUUGUUGAGGGGCUGAAUUAUCAUUUUAAAAAAUACGAACAAAUUUCUAUGCACACUGCACAUGUCUUAUUUGUAGUGCAAAAACAACAACAAGAUCGAAAGAACAAUACAAUAUUUUAAAAUAAAAACUAUUUUAACCAACAUAAACCUAUCAGGAUUUCAAUGGGAAGCGUGGGCCUGCUUCUGGCCAAUGAGAUAGUCAAGUUAAUUAGGAUUGUUAUUGUUGUGUGCUUUCAAGUCAUUUCAGACUUUGGGCAAGCCUAAGACUAAAACGUAGGGCGGGGGGCAGGUAAAUGACCUUGGAGGGCCGAAUCUGGCCCCGGGCCUUAGUUUGAGGAGCCCUGGAUAAGGAGGUCAUUGCAAUCCCGCUGUUGUAUUUAAACUGAUGGAUUUUGCUUGGAUGCCAGGUCCAAAACCUUUUUUGAGGCAGAGGAACCAGGUGGUUCUUCCUCCUUAGCUCAACUAACAUGGACCACAAUCUUUUGCAUAAACAUUUUCAGAGCUGAAUAGCAGUUGCAUACAGACAGAACAACCCCACUUUGUGGCUUUGAUAGAAGGCAUCCAGUUAACUGUGGCCAUAUAUGAGGUAUGCCUGCCAUUCUACCACAUGUAAAAUAGGUCAUAGAAUAUCGUGUCCUGAGGGAGCCUAUACACAUUUGGAUGGAUUUUACAUGUUUAAAGAAUGAAUGUCUAACAUAUCUAUUCAAAUAUACAUUCUUGCACACAUGUGUAUGUACACACAUGCACAGUCUGGAAAAGCUGUGUUUUGGAAAGCCAGAUCUUCUAGCUUUACAAGAUUCCUGAAUGUUUAUACACUAGAAAGACAUAUUUGGCUCUCUUUCAUAUUAUUUGUGUGCCUAACAUUGUCAAGAGAGGAACAAAAUGGAGGUAGAGACAGAAAGUGCCCCAUGAUGUGUUCAGGACUGAAAUGGGACUUACAGGAAACUGACCUACAGCUCAGUUGUUUCAGGUCCUAAUUCAGAUGGGUUUUUGUUUUCUAACAUUUAAAAUCCAUGACAAUAAUAUGGUAGUUCUAUGCCUAGAUGCAGACAAAUGACAGAAGCAAGCUGUUAAUUUCAUCCUCCACUCUUAGCAGGGUUCUCUGAAUUUCCCAGCCAAGGAUUUUACUGCCUGGUGAUUUUAGGAGUCGGUCUCUGCUGUUAAAUGUCGCAGAGGCAUCUGGCUGGCUAUGUUGGAGGUAAAAUAUUGAACUAGAAAGACACAUUGGCUUUGUUUCCUAGACCUCUUCUGUCAUCACUUCAAAGUACAUCCCACUAAGUUCAAUGGGAUCUAUGUGCAAAAGAUUGUAAUCUUAAGCAUUAUGACUUAAAGUUGUCUACCUGAGUUUACUCAAGUGAAAGUCAAAUCUAUUAUCCUCUUCUUUUUCUUCUUGCUACCUCUGAACAGUGCUUAUUUCACAGGCAAAACAUAUCUGGGGCAGUGAGGAGAAACAUUAGGUAUUUAUAACCAAAUAAAUACAGAGAUAUUCACAGAAUCUCCACACCCCUGCGCACACAAACUCCAACAUUAGAUUUAGAAUAGAGCCAUCCAAGAUAUUGUUUGAAGGACAAAGAUAAAUUCAAAUAUUUAUAAAGGUGAAAACUGUUAGUGUCUGAUCAUCAACUAAUUAUCACUGCUCUGGUGUUUAUUAAACACACCUUGAAUGGGAGUGGGCUUCUCUUUACACAAAAUUUUAACAGUAGACCAAAGAAAAUGGACAUCAAUGCAGGAUAUUUUAUCCCCAAACAAUUUGCAAUGGUUUAGUUUCAGGACUGUUGCCUGUUUGUUUAAAAAAUGCUGCAUUAUUUGCUGGAAUUUUUUAACAUAUAAUUUUUUAAAAAUGUAUGUCAUAUAUUAAGACAAUUGCUUUUAGUAACUUUUAUAAAGUUGAGAGCAUUAAAGAAAAUUGCUAUUCUUGAAUUGUAUCACACACAGAGACUUUGUGUUUGUUUCAGGCUUAAGGAAUGUAUGGUGCAUUUUCCUCUUUGAAAAUAUAUCAAUUGAUUAGGGACCAAAUCUCCUCCCCCCCCCCCAUCCAAAACUCUUUUCUGAAUAAAAAGCCAAAUAGUAUACUCUGAA
Anolis carolinensis (green anole) is the source of this 5632-nucleotide messenger RNA. RefSeq names its product solute carrier family 16 member 5 (gene slc16a5). Gene Ontology annotation, biological process: monocarboxylic acid transport; transmembrane transport. Gene Ontology annotation, cellular component: plasma membrane. Bases 477 to 1937 code for a protein of 486 amino acids. Gene Ontology annotation, molecular function: monocarboxylic acid transmembrane transporter activity. NCBI's taxonomy places the organism in Eukaryota, Metazoa, Chordata, Lepidosauria, Squamata, Anolidae. The transcript is spliced from 5 exons. The record is from RefSeq and is a predicted model, not a curated record.